CAGGCUGGAGGGAAUCUUCUAAUGAUCUUAGGACGCUGAGCUGGCCUGGUUCUGUCCACCUUGUCACCUGCGCCCUAUACCGCCCAUCAUGUUCAGUUGCCCGGGAGAUGGUGAAGAGGCUGGCUAAGCUAAGGAAAGGGAGGGAGAGGGCCCUAACCUACGAAUCGACCAGCAGCAGCCGAGAGGAGACAGACCCUUGCUCCCUGCCGUUCCGGGGCCAGGAUGGGGCAGCAGUUCAGCUGGGAGGAGGCGGAGGCGGCGGGCGAGAUGGACGUGGCGGAGCUCCAGGAGUGGUACAAGAAGUUCGUGGUGGAGUGCCCCAGCGGCACGCUCUUCAUGCACGAGUUCAAGCGCUUCUUCAAGGUCACAGGCAAUGAGGAGGCCACCCAGUAUGUAGAGGGCAUGUUUCGAGCCUUCGACAAGAACGGGCAGGACAACACCAUCGACUUCCUGGAGUAUGUGGCAGCCCUGAACCUGGUGCUGAGGGGCACCCUGGAGCACAAGCUGAAGUGGACCUUCAAGAUCUAUGACAAGGACCGCAACGGCUGCAUCGACCGCCCGGAGCUGCUCGACAUUGUAGAGGCGAUUUACAAGCUGAAGAAAGCCUGCAGGGUGGAGGGGGAGGCCGGGCAGCAAGGCCAGCUGCUCACGCCCGAGGAGGUCGUGGACCGGAUCUUCCUCCUGGUGGAUACGAACGGAGACGGCCAGCUGUCUCUGAAUGAGUUCAUCGAAGGUGCCCGCCGGGACCAGUGGGUGAUGAAGAUGCUGCAGAUGGACGUGAACCCCGGCGGCUGGAUCUCCCAGCAGAGGCGGAGAAGUGCCAUGUUCUGAAUCCACAGGCCCCUCCCAGACUCCAGGCUCAGCAGGCAGCCACCAGAGAACAGAAGUGCCAGCUCCCAGUGUUUCCAGGCUGCCCGCAUUGACCAUCCCUCCACGUCCGUGCUCAGGCCUGGCUGGCUUCCAAGGGGUGGACAGGAUGGGUGUGAGCAAAAUGCACCCUCUCACCCUCCCAGGGGGGCUCUCUGCAACCAGGGGCUUCACUCCCUUCUCCCCCUUUUCUCCCUCCUGCUGCAUUUUUAUUAACUCCAUGCAUACGCCCCCGCCCCCACCCUCCACACACACCCAGCGAAGUGAAGACUCAAAGCCCAGAAGAGAGAGCAUCUUGAAAAUGGGCACAACUGCUUCAGCCUGUCUCUCCCAGGUCCUCGGACAGGUUUUCCUAAAGUUGGGGUGCGCACAGAAUGGGCAGGAGGCCCACCCGGAACAGGUUGCCCCACUUCCCAACUGAUGCCAGGUGUCCUGCAGCAGGAGAGACUGACGGGAGGCCAGGGAUGGCCCGGCCGCCUCAGUGAGUCACAGAGCUGUGGGGCCCAGGCCGCAGGCACCGCAUGCCACCAAGUAGCCAGCAAGGGAGUAGGAGGUUUGCACGGUCACUUCUGAAUAAAUACGGAUUUCCUCUGGAUAAUUGAGGACUUUCUAUACUACCACCUCACCCUCCUUCACUGCUUUGGCCAACAUCCGACUCAAGCAUCCCUUCUUCCCACGGGGUGUGAAUGCGCGCACGUGUGGCUGUCAUUUGGUCAUGAUUCGGAUCUGCACUCACAUCCAAACACUCCAUCCUCAUCUCCUUGGUAGCACUGUAACCUCUUGAAGGAGGUGUCUCCCUACGCCCCACAACUGGGGCUCUUGGAGGUGCUCCCUAAAAAUGGAUAUGACGACCCCUUAUUGUUUCAAAUUUGGUAAAAUGUAAAUCCUAAGAGACACCCCCAAUUUACACCUAAGAAAACUCCUCCCCAUGUCACACGGCCCCCACAUGGGACACAAACACAUCACAGAGCAUGCACCCUCCAACCUCCCCCACACAUCACCUUCUCCACAUGCAACCCCAACUCCUCUUCACAUUCACAGUCAGGGGCCACCUCUGUGAGGCUGUCUCUGAGUCCAACUCACUCACAGUUUCCUGUGCCCCUGCAGGAGUCCAUUCAUAGCUUCCCUUAGCAUAUCAUCAUAAUAAAAGGCUA
Messenger RNA from Myotis brandtii (Brandt's bat), 2021 nucleotides. It is a transcript of the gene GUCA1B, whose product is annotated as guanylate cyclase activator 1B (retina). Gene Ontology annotation, cellular component: photoreceptor inner segment; cone photoreceptor outer segment. NCBI's taxonomy places the organism in Eukaryota, Metazoa, Chordata, Mammalia, Chiroptera, Vespertilionidae. The coding region runs from base 223 to 831 and encodes 202 amino acids. The record is from RefSeq and is a predicted model, not a curated record. Gene Ontology annotation, biological process: visual perception. The transcript has 5 exons. Gene Ontology annotation, molecular function: calcium sensitive guanylate cyclase activator activity; calcium ion binding.